This is a messenger RNA of Rhea pennata, 1559 nucleotides long. It is a transcript of the gene PDLIM1, whose product is annotated as PDZ and LIM domain 1. NCBI's taxonomy places the organism in Eukaryota, Metazoa, Chordata, Aves, Rheiformes, Rheidae. Gene Ontology annotation, molecular function: actin binding; muscle alpha-actinin binding. Gene Ontology annotation, cellular component: stress fiber; Z disc; filamentous actin. Gene Ontology annotation, biological process: actin cytoskeleton organization; heart development; muscle structure development. The transcript has 8 exons. The record is from RefSeq and is a predicted model, not a curated record. The coding region runs from base 73 to 1221 and encodes 382 amino acids.
CGUGCCGAGCCGAGCCGAGCCGUGCGGUGCCGGGCCGGGCCGGUGCGGCGUCCUGCGAGUGCAGCGGCGCGUAUGGGGACCCUCCGCAUCGCCCUGCCGGGCCCCGGGCCCUGGGGCUUCCGCCUGGUGGGCGGCCGCGACUUCGAGCAGCCCCUCACCAUCUCCCGGGUGACUCCCGGCAGCAAAGCUGCAGUAGCCAAUUUGUGCAUAGGAGACCAGAUCAUAGCCAUCGAUGGAGUGAACACAGACAACAUGACGCACCUGGAGGCGCAGAACAAAAUCAAGGGCUGCACAGAGGAGCUGACUCUGACGGUCAGCAGAACGGAGUCAAAAGUCUGGUCACCGCUUGUGACUGAGGAGGGAAAGACGCAUCCUUACAAGAUGAAUCUGGCCUCUCAGCCCCAGCAGAGACCGGCGCAGUUUCAGCGUGCGUUCAGCUUGACAUACCAGCCCUCUGGUCUGCACAGCUGCCCGUCGCCGCUGCAGGCGCCCGUCGCCUCGGUCUAUAACCCGCUGCAGGCGCUCCCCGGCAGGCCCCCGCCGCAGCGGCGGCACAGCACCUCCUCCGUCCCCAGCGCCGUCCGCGUGGGGCCCGAAGAGCUCAAGCGCGCCGCCCAGGCCUGCCCCAGCAGCCCCGUGGAGCUGGCGGUGCCGGGACUCAGGGUGCUGCACGUGCAGUUCAAUUCGCCCGUGCAGCUCUAUUCGCAGAAAAACAUCCUGGACUCGCUGCAAGGGCAGAUCUCCUCCGUGAGCCCCGAUUUCCCCAGCCUAGAUCAGCACAUCCAGCCCCCGAGCGGUAUCGUCAUCGACAAAGAAUCUGAGGUUUACAAGAUGCUCCAGGAGAACCAAGAGUCGAACGAGCCACCCAGGCAAUCUGCUUCCUUCUUGGUGCUGCAAGAGAUUUUGGAGUCGGAAGGAGAUCCGACCAAACCGUCUGGGUUCAGGAGCGUCAAAGCCCCCACCACGAAGGUGGCCGCGUCCAUCGGGAACGCCCAGAAGCUGCCCAUGUGCGAGAAGUGCGGGUCUGGCAUCGUGGGGCCCUUCGUGAAGCUGCGCGACAGGCAGCGCCACCCCGAGUGCUACGUGUGCAGCGACUGCGGCACCGGCCUCAAGCACAAGGGACACUUCUUCGUGGGAGACCAGAUCUACUGCGAGAAGCACGCGCGGGAGCGGGUGGUCCCGCCGGAGGGCUACGAGGUGGUCACCGUCUUCCCAAAGUAACCGCCGGCCUUUCGCCGCCGCUCUCCCACCGCCAGCGCCGCCCCCUUGCCAAGCCCCGUCUGCGAAGAGGAGCGCGAGGCGCAGCUUCGAAUUGCCUCGCCGCGCUAAUCUUCCCUCUGCUCGCGUGAGCUGCCACUAAUUCUCCAACACUCUGCCGUCGUUUCACUUUUUUUUUUUCCCUUCUUUCCUAAUACACAGGGUUUUGUUUUCUUGUUUUGGUUUUCCUCCUCUGUGCUGCCAGUCACACGGGAGCGUCAGAGCCGCAGCCAGGCACCACCUGCUCUGUGUCUCGGUUAUUCGCCUUGUGUUUGCACCCAAUAAACAGGGUGAAGCCAAAA